Molecule: messenger RNA, 1989 nt
Organism: Hippocampus zosterae (dwarf seahorse)
Lineage: Eukaryota; Metazoa; Chordata; Actinopteri; Syngnathiformes; Syngnathidae
Product: ATP-binding cassette sub-family D member 3-like
Exons: 1
Biological process (GO): long-chain fatty acid import into peroxisome; fatty acid beta-oxidation; very long-chain fatty acid catabolic process
Cellular component (GO): peroxisomal membrane
Molecular function (GO): ATP hydrolysis activity; long-chain fatty acid transmembrane transporter activity; ATP binding
Source: RefSeq, a predicted model, not a curated record
AUGGCCCCCGUGCAGUCGCAGCCCGCGCACCCGGCCAUGCAGGGCCUGGUCAAGGCGCUGUUCGGCUCGCGCUCCAAGCAGCUGGUCACGGGGUCGGUGCUGCUCACCCUGCUCAGCCUGGUGGUGAUCCGCACCCGCCGGCCGCACUCGAUCAGCAUGAAGCUGAAGCCCGAGAAGAAGGGCCGGGGCGACGUGGACAGCGUCUUCUGGAGCAGGAUCAAGUUCCUGGUGCGGAUCGUGAUCCCCGAGUUUUGGUGCGGAGAGGUGCUGGACAUCAUCAUGCUCACCGUGUUCCUGAUCCUGCGCACCUUCCUGAGCAUAUACAUCGCGUCCAUCAACGGGCAGAUCGUCAAGGCCAUCAUCAAGCGGGAGCUGCCUAGCUUUCUGAAGAAGGUCCUGACCUUGGGCAUGGUGGCAGUGCCGGCCUCCUUCGUGAACUCGUACCUGGACUACCUGAACCGCAGCCUGGCCAUCCGCUUCCGCAAGCGGCUAACGCAGUACUUCUCAGAUCGGUACCUGGACGGGAUGACCUUCUACCGGUUGUCGGGGCUGGACUCGCGAAUCCCCAACCCCGACCAGCGGAUGACCACCGACAUCGAGAAAUGGGCCAACUCCCUCUCCCUCAUCUACAGCAACUUCUCGAAGCCCAUGCUCGACAUCAUCCUCUUCACCCGCAAGCUGGCCGAACUGGUCGGGUACGGCGGGCCCUUCAUCGCCAUCAUGUGGUACGUGGUCUCGGGGCUGCUGCUAAGGCUCGUCUCGCCCCCUAUGGGCAAGCUCACCGCCAUCGAGCAGCGGCUGGAGGGCGCCUACCGGGCCUCGCAGUCGGACCUGGUCAACCACGCAGAGGAGAUCGCUUUUUUCCGGGGCAACGACUGGGAGCGCAACCGGAUCAACAGCGGCUUCUGCGACCUGAUGCGGCACUCCUCGAACAUCAUCAACAAAAAGAUGUUCAUGGGCAUCUUCGACUCAGUGCUGAUCAAGUACGGGGCCCUGAUGAUCGGCUACGGCGUGGUCGGGCUGCCGGUCUUCGGCCCCGGCUCGGACGCCUACAUCAAGAGCAUCGGCGCUGACCCCAGCAAGAUCACGCGCGACUACGUCCGCAACUCCUCGCUGCUGAUCAACCUGGCGAAGGCCAUCGGGCGGUUGGUCAUCUCCUACAAGGAGAUCCAGCAGCUGGCGGGCUACACCACCCUGGUCUACGAGAUGCACGAGGUGCUGACCGACCUCGAAGAGGGCAAGUUCGUCCGCACGCAGGUGGUGGGCAGCUCCUCGGCCAAGGACAAGAAGAUCAGCAACCUGAACCAGCUGUCGAAAGGGUGCAUCGUCGAGACUGACAACGAGAUCGCCUUCGACAGAGUGCCCAUCGUCUCGCCCAACGGGGACAUGCUCGUCGAGACCCUCAACUUCAAGAUCCGUCACGGCAUGAACUGCAUCAUCACUGGGCCCAACGGCUGCGGCAAGAGCUCACUGUUCCGCAUCCUGUCGGGGUUGUGGCCGCUGGCCGAUGGCACGAUGCGCCGGCCUUCCAUGGAAAAGCUCUUUUACAUCCCUCAGCGGCCCUACCUCCCCAACGGCUCCCUCCGGGACCAGAUCAUCUACCCCCACAACCUCAUGCAGAUGCAGCGCAAGCGUGUCAAGGACGAUGACCUGCUCGCCCUCCUCGACUCUGUCAAGCUCAGCUACAUCGUCGAGCGUGAGGGCGGGUUCGAUGUCUGCAACGACUGGAACGACGUGCUCUCUGGUGGCGAGAAGCAGCGCAUCGCCAUGGCCCGGCUGUUCUACCACCGGCCGCUGUUCGCCAUCCUGGACGAGUGCACGAGCGCGGUGUCGAUCGACGUAGAGGCCAUCCUCUACAACACGGCAAAGUAGCUGGGCAUCACCCUCUUCACAGUCUCGCACCGGCAAACGCUCUUCAAAUUCCAUGACCACCUGCUGAAAUUUGACGGCGAGGGGCACUACAUCUUCGAGCAACUCACCCAUGAAUGA